CCAUCAAGCGAAAAUCAUAAUAAAGUGCAACCACAACGUCGUACAGAUCCACAACACAAAAGCAACCGAAAGACGAAGACAAGAGAAGAAAAACAUACACUCGAAGAGACGAACAUAUUGUGUGGUAGAAAAGUUGUUGUAGAUAUUCAUUUAUUCGCAUUAUUCAAUCGUGAGUUGAUGGUGAACAACAGUGCGGUUUCCAUAUUUUUUGCGUUUACUAUAUUCGACUACGACGACGUCGACGACGUGAGCUCACACCACUCGAGAUAAAUCGCAGUUGCAGAAGAAAAACGCAUAAGGUAUUGCAAUUUUAAUUUUGCUGCAAAACCUCAAGCCCAUUGCAAACUCCAUUCAUUGUUUGCAUUUUCGGACACAUGUGAAAUCGUGAAUCGACAUUUUGCUACAAAAAAAACAUUCGCUUGCGAAAUAAAGACCAAAUAGAAUAGUGAAUUGAACCAAUAGAGCAGCAGGAAAGAAAAACAAUCUGUGUUGAAACGUCGACCGAAAUUGAAAAUCGACACAACAACCAUAAAAUAGAUCAAAACAACAUUCAAAAUAAAUAUAGGUUCUGGCUCGUAAGCGUUUGGCCGAGAGUUGGGUGCUAAAUUGAUGGUAAUUCGUCGAUAAGUUCAAAGGUGAUUGAAAAUGCAAAACGACUAUUUAUCUGUUUUCAUUGAUUGAAGUGACUGCUGAGUGAGUAACUGAGUGUGUUACUGUUGUUGCCGUGCAUUUUUUUUUGCUGUUUCGAGAGUUGUUUUUAUAUGGCGUGUUGACUAUUGACGUGAGCUAUUUUUGAUGACUAUGAUGCCGAAUCGCUGUGAGCAGCAAAAAGUAGCAAACAUUUGCAUAUUUAAUAUUCUAUUGAGAAUGAAAUGCUUGUUUUCGACUCGGCCGUUGAAUUGUUAAUGUGCAAAAAUAUCAUAGUAUUCAAUGUGUCUUUCUCUUUCGCUGUGUAUGAGAGAGUGUGUUGUAAAGCGAAUCAUUUCAGUGCAUUUUGACGAUACGAAAUCGGGGAAUUGAGACGAAGACGGAGAGAUCUUUAAAUAGAUAUAUUUUUUAUUCAAAACAAAUGGAUAUUGUGAUUCGAAACAGUGAAUGAAGCAGCGCGAUAUCGUACGCUGUUGUCAAUCGUUGAAUUGAAAGAGAGUUCCAAAAAAAAACAAGAAAAGAAAAAAAACUAAACCAGCAAAACCAUUUAAGUUCCGUCGAGCUGAACAGUGUGUGUGUGCGCUCGAUUCCGAAACAAUAAUUGUUCCAUCAUAACAAUACAACAAUUUAGAAAACAAAAACGACACUCGCUAAAAUCGCUGUGUAAACGACGCAUUUUGAUAACAACAAAAAUCGAAAGAAAAAGCAAGACGUGAUCGAAUAGAAAAUAAAGCGCUCAAAACCAUACAAUUAAAACUGUACCAGUGAAAGCGAUAGUUGUAAUCCGAAGACACAAAAGGAGACAAUAUAUAUAUAUAUUCGUUUGUAACACGACACGCGUGUGUGUCGUACUGUUUCGCGCGGAAGUGCGAACAAGAAAAAACUCCGCAGAAAGCAUACCAUUUCACCGGAAAAAUAAUUUUCCGAGUAAUUAUUCGCUCGUUGUCGUUGCGAUCGUCGCAUUCGAUGCACAGCUGUUUGUACACAAGCUACAACAGUUUUUCAGAGUCAGUUUUAUGCUUUCAAAUUGACUUCAGCCAUUCGUCAUUUUUUUUUUUAUAUUUUCGUUCAAGUUAUUUGGAAUCAGUUUCGGUUUAAUGUGUCAGCAGCAACAGCAUAUACAUAUAAAUCAUAAUCAGGCAUAAUUCAUAAAUCGUGCAUAGCCAAGUGAAGGAAGAAAAAAAAACGUUGGUUUCGUGAAUCACAAAGGCCAAUCUAACUGGCCCAAUCAUACGAGAGGAAAAAAAAAUUUAAGUAAAAAAAAAUUAGGCCGUCAGAUAAUUUACAAGAAUUCCUACGCAUUGCAAAUCAAACACUUCGCAUGCGAUUUGUUUUGUGUCCAUUUCUAAAAAUAUUGGCACCAAAUAUCACACGCCGACCACAGAAAAGCCGAAAAACAAACAGAAAUAAAAACACAAAUAAACGAGCUAAAGUAUUUCCCUCAUAAUUGAUGUGUGAUAUAGAAAAAAAAAUUCAUACAAGCAGAGUGGGUAAACAUUACGGUGAGAGAACAGAAAUAGCAAGCAACAGCUAACCGACCAAGAAUUUAUAUUGUGAAGUUUUUUUUUAAUCGUCGACCACCAUUAAGAUACGUCCGCACGCAGAUUUCUGUUUACUUUACUGGGCUGUGCGAACUGUUGUUGCGUUUUUUUCUCUUUUGCAUCAAAUCCACUUUUGCAAAGCAGAGGAGAACAAUUUGUUGUAGCCCGUUUUAAGACUUCGAGUUACACAAAAGAAGAAGCGGUCGAGAGACUUAAACACUUUUAUUAACAUUCGGAUGAAACGUAAAGACACCUGCAAACAUGCCGAAGGAUUAUGAUUAUUUGUUGAAAGUGCUGUUAGUGGGCGACAGCGAUGUUGGCAAACACGAAAUUAUGGCCGGAUUGGAAGACGCUUCAUCGGAGAGCCCAUUCUGUAGUCGCAGUGGAAAUUCAUACAAAAUCACAACAAUCCUGCUGGAUGGUAAAAGAGUGCGACUGUGCAUCUGGGAUACAUCAGGUCAAGGAAGAUUUUGUACAAUAAUUCGAUCAUAUUCGCGCGGUGCACAAGGUGUUAUACUGGUCUAUGACAUUUGCAACAAAUGGAGUUUCGAUGGCAUUGAUCGAUGGCUUAAAGAAGUUGAAGAGCACGCGCCGGGAGUUCCAAAAGUGUUGGUUGGAAAUCGAUUGCAUUUAGCCUUCAAGCGACAAGUGGCGGCCAAACAGGCCGAACUCUAUGCAUCACGAAAUAAAAUGGCAUGCUUUGAGAUAUCACCGUUAUGUGACUUCAAUAUUAGAGAAUCAUUUUGUGAAUUGGCCCGAAUGGCAUUACAUCGAAAUGGAAUGGAGCGCAUUUGGCGAUCAAACAAAGGUAAGUUUGGCGAAAUCAAUCAACUCCAAAUAAUGGACAGAAAAUUAAAAAAAAAAAAUUGUGAAUGUUUCUUUCGGUCUUUCAGUACUUUCACUGCAAGAGUUGUGCUGUCGCGCGAUUGUUCGCCGAACGUCUGUCUAUGCAAUCGAUCAAUUGCCAUUGCCGCCAUCGGUGAAAUCACAUCUCAAAUCAUACGCACUCACAUCAUCCCAAUGCAUCAACAUAAUGAGCAGCAGCAACACAAAGAAGAAUGGCCGAUGCAAAACGCCCACCCUACCAAGUAGCACAAGGAACAGUUGCAACAUCUCGUGAAGAAAUGCAAGCAAUGGCUUUUGCUUCAGCAGCUUUUUUUGACUACGUUUAUUUCAAAGAAAAAUAAAAUCCAGUUAAUUUAUUUCACUGCAAAAAAAAAACAACAUCAACAAACAAGAAAAAAAAAGACCUAGACAUAUAUCCAUAUACACAAUUUAACCACCAUCACCCACUCAUUUCAAUAUUAAUUAUAAGCCAUUUGUGAAUUGUAUAUGCAUAAGGAUUGUGUGAUCGGGUUGUAUUAUGACUGUGUAGCCCAAAACAAUUGAAAUGAAAACGUGGAAUUUGUAAAAAAAAAAUAACAAACAAUUUAAACCCAUAUGUAAGCGAUAAGACAGUAGAAAAGCAGUUAGUAGAUAAAUUGACCAAGUGAAUGAAAUCCAGUCCUUCGAAAAUUGUCAUUUUAGCACAUGAUUACGUAUACAUUUUUCUUUUGAUAGCAAUUGAUUAUCGUCAUUUUAGUAUAAUUGAUAAUAAAAUGUGAAAAAGACAAUUUCCAUUCAGAUCCAUCCUUUCAUAAUCCCAACAAUAGAAAAUUCAAAGAAAAUAUUAUAGAAACCGAUUGCUCAUCAACCUCAAAUUAAACAAAUUUUGUGUGUUUACGAACGCAUCGAAUCAAGUAGUGUUGUGAUUUUGAGUUUAAUAUUGCAUUCGGAAAGUGGAUACGAUGGUUGAUUUUCUGCUUUUUCCGGAAGGGAAGGGAUUGGAAAAGCGUAUAUUUUCAUUCAUUGAUUCAAAACUCAUUAGUCUCUAAGGGUAUAAUUUAAUGUGUUUUUUUUCGAAGCCAUUCAAUUUUUGCGAUUGGUUUAAUUUUUGUUUCUCCAAAAUUGUUUGGUUCUCUUGAGAAGAAAUAUUGUUUUCUGUUGUUCAUUUCCACUCUCAUCUUUCAUUUUGGGCUAUUAAGCCAAUUUAUGUUAAAGCAAAACAAGAGAAAUUCAUGUGUACAGAAUGCAAUUUGUUUUUAGUUUGUUAGGACAAUUAAGGAUGGAAACAAAGAAAGAAAAACAAAAACAAAUGAAUUGAAAGAGACCAACGGUGCAUACAGGUUGAAACAGAACAAGCCAUUUUUGUACUUUCGGUUUCGAGAAUUGUGUUUAUCUUUUUUUUUCGUUCAAAUUUGAAGCAAAAAAUGAAACACACAGAAAAGGCUCCUAAAUUGUAAUUUGUGAAAGGAGCGCAGUGAGGAUAGAAAACACACGCCAGUCGUACUUUAUUUGAGUGUGAGAAAAUACGGAAUUAGCACACACACACAUAUAUAUAUAUAUAUACAGAAAAUGUAAUAUUUAUGUACGUAUUUUAGUAAGCAACUACAAAAAAGAGGAUACAUUUUUACAAAGAUUUGAAAAAUAAAACUGAUGAUACAAAUGAAAGCAAUAA
Sitodiplosis mosellana (orange wheat blossom midge) is the source of this 4686-nucleotide messenger RNA. It is a transcript of the gene Rab40, whose product is annotated as ras-related protein Rab-40B. Gene Ontology annotation, biological process: intracellular signal transduction; protein localization to plasma membrane. Gene Ontology annotation, cellular component: plasma membrane; synaptic vesicle; endosome. The transcript has 5 exons. Bases 2451 to 3281 code for a protein of 276 amino acids. The record is from RefSeq and is a predicted model, not a curated record. NCBI's taxonomy places the organism in Eukaryota, Metazoa, Arthropoda, Insecta, Diptera, Cecidomyiidae. Gene Ontology annotation, molecular function: GTP binding; GTPase activity.